This is a messenger RNA of Juglans regia (Persian walnut), 1499 nucleotides long. RefSeq names its product clathrin interactor 1. Bases 459 to 1304 code for a protein of 281 amino acids. Gene Ontology annotation, biological process: endocytosis. The record is from RefSeq and is a predicted model, not a curated record. Gene Ontology annotation, cellular component: endosome; plasma membrane; clathrin vesicle coat. Lineage: Eukaryota; Viridiplantae; Streptophyta; Magnoliopsida; Fagales; Juglandaceae. The transcript has 3 exons. Gene Ontology annotation, molecular function: clathrin binding; phospholipid binding.
AUAAACCCUAACUUUCUUGUUUUCGUCUGUUAUAUAUACGAGAGACGUUUGAAUUCAAGAGAGGGAGAGAGAGAGAGCUAGAGAGAGAGAGCUCAGAGGGAGGGAGGGAGAAUGGUUAGAUCGAUCACCAAGCAUGAAAGAGGUCAUUUGUUGCGAACCAAACGAUUUUUUUUUUUUUUUUUUCUUUUCAGAAGGGUACUUUUCCUUAUAGAAAAGAGGGAAAAUUAAAGUAGAGAUCUAUAGUUUGGUACUGAAAAGUUAUCCCUUGUGUUACGACAUUAAAAGCAAUACAAAAAGGUUUUUUUUUUUUUUAGUUUCGAUUCAGAGACACACACACGUAUAUUCGCCGUUUUGUCUGUCUGGCCUGCAUUGCGAUAACGUAUCAGAUUGAUGUUCGUUUCUCAAGGUUGGCCGAAGAAGCUACAAAUAACGAUCCAUGUAGCCCUGAUGCUAGAUCAAUGACAAGAAUAGCUGAAGCAUCCUUUGAGGUGGAUGAUUAUUGGAGAAUUAUUGAUGUUCUUCAUAGAAGGUUCUAUAGCAUUGAUUGGAAGCGAUGGAGACAAUCCUACAAAUCACUGGUACUUCUUGCGUUCUUACUAACUCAUGGUCCUGAAGAUUUGGCUGAAGAAUUCCAACGUGAUGCUGAUAUUAUUCAAGAGCUUGGAACAUUUAAACACAUAGAUGAGAAGGGGUUCAACUGGGGCGUCAGCAUGCAGAAGAAAUCAGAGGAGAUACUUAAACUUCUAGGAGGAGGAAUAGCACUCAAAGAAGCGCGUCUGAAAGCUCUCAAAAUAACAAAAGAAAUCCAAGGAUUUGGAAGUCCAAACACGGCUUCUCCUUCCUCUAGUACUGCUAGUACUACUCCCUCAUCUUCCUCCGAAACGUCAAGGUUUUCUUCAAUUCUCUCGUCGUGUUCUACCACAAGUACUCCCACAUGGAAUGAUACAUAUGAGCUGAACAAACAUGAUCAACUGCGAUCACCUACAAAAGAUUCUAAUUCAGAAGAAGGAACACGCAAUCAUGAGGAGAGUAGCAAAUAUUUCACAUUUAAAAACAAGAAUGUUAAUGCAGUAGGAUCACACCAAUGGGAUAGCCCUGAGGUUCUAGAAACGGGUUUUUUGCUUGAUUCUGAAGAUGAAAAGGCGGAUGGUUUUAUUAGUGGAAUUUGCUCAAAGCUUGCUGGCAUUAGUCCCUCUGGAGGCAAUGAUGAUCAGGGAUUUGGAUUUAGGAGUGUUUCUGAUGCUGGAAGAUCAUCCUCAGUGACGAAGAAAAAGUUUGAUCGCCAGUAUUCACUCUGGUAUUGAAAGAGUCAUGGGGAUAUAAAUUAUUUUUGGUCUGGAUAUUUCUAGUACUUAUUUUUCGUGUGCACAUGAUCAGUGUUACGUGCGUAGUACCAUAUAUGCUAGCCAGAGCCUGGAAUAUGCAUGGUUUUGUAAUAAACACAUUUCUUAAAACAUCUCAAAACAGCAAUGAUCAUAUAAGAUUUUUGUUUCACCCAA